Messenger RNA from Passer domesticus (house sparrow), 4632 nucleotides. Its product is annotated as olfactory receptor 6E1-like. The coding region runs from base 149 to 1087 and encodes 312 amino acids. NCBI's taxonomy places the organism in Eukaryota, Metazoa, Chordata, Aves, Passeriformes, Passeridae. The transcript has 2 exons. Gene Ontology annotation, molecular function: olfactory receptor activity; G protein-coupled receptor activity. Gene Ontology annotation, biological process: G protein-coupled receptor signaling pathway. The record is from RefSeq and is a predicted model, not a curated record. Gene Ontology annotation, cellular component: membrane.
AGAGAACCAAGGAAUGAGGACCUAAUUAACAUCAGAGCGCAGGAGAUCUGUAACCAACAGGAAACCAAAUGCUAAGAACUGCAUAACUUGAAACCAAUGAACACUGAACAAAGAAUUUCUAUGGGUUUUGACUGUCAAUGAUGUCUCAAUGAACCACACAACUGUAGUGGAGUUUGUCCUCCUGGGACUGGCUAACAGCCGCCGUUGGGAGAUCACCCUCUUUGUGUUCCUUGGCAUUGCCUAUCUCUUGAUCCUGCUUGGAAACAUUUCUGUCAUCAGCAUCACUCUCACCAGUAACUUCCUUCAGACCCCCAUGUACUACUUCCUCAGGAAUUUUGCCCUUCUGGAAAUCACUUUCACCUCCACGUUCCUUCCCAGCACCCUGUACAGCCUCCUGACAGAGAGGAAGACAAUUUCCCUGCCUGGCUGUUUCCUCCAGAUGCUGUUUUUCUACUGCCUGGGCACCUGCACCCUUUUCUACAUGGCAGUGAUGUCCCUGGACCGCUAUGUUGCCAUCUGCCACCCUUUGCACUACCCAGCCAUCAUGAACAGCAGAUUUUGCCUGCAGCUGAUCCUGGGCUGCUGGGCAGUGACUUUUCUCCUGAUGUUUCCCCCCACCAUCAUGACAGUGCAGUUGCCAUUCUGUGGUCCCAAUGUCAUGAACCACUUUUACUGUGACGCUUCCCUGUUGUUGCAGCUGUCCUGCACAGACACAGGCUUCAUCGAAGAGCUGAUGUUCAUCAUACUCAUCAUCAUCCUCCCUGGCACCCUGAUAGUAACUGCUGUUUCUUAUGGCUGCAUUAUUGUCACCAUCUUGCAUAUCCCAUCAUCUGCAGGUAGGAGGAAGGCAUUUUCCACGUGCUCAGCUCACCUCAUGGUGGUGAUGGUGUUUUACAGCACGUGUAUUUACAGGUACAUCCGCCCGGCCCAGAGAGGUGGGAAGGACUCUGACAAAGUUCUGUCUUUGUUCUUCUCUGUGCUGACUCAGACUCUCAACCCUUACAUCUACUCACUCAGGAACAGGCAAGUCAAGCAAGCUUUGAAGGAGAGAAUUCUGAAGUUUUCUGGCUCCCUGAGGCAGAUGUGAACUGUGGAGUCCUGUAUUUUCUGGGUCCCCCAAUGCCGGAAGGAAAUGAAGGAAUCUGACUCCAUGUUCUUAGAAGGCUAAUUUAUGAUUUUGUGAUAUAUUAUAUUAUAUUAUAUUAUAUUAUAUUAUAUUAUAUUAUAUUAAUUAUAGAAUGCUACACUAAAACUAUACUAAACUAUACUAAAGAAUACAGAAAGGAUACAGAGAGAAAGCUGACAGAUACUAAUGAAAAACUCGUGACUCCCUCCAGAGUCCUACACACCUUGGCCCCUGACUGGUCAUUAAGUAAAAACAAUUCACAUGAAACCAGUGAAACAAUCACCUACCACAUUCCAAAGCAGCAAAACACAGGAGAAGCAAAUGAGAUAAUAUUGUUUUCCUUUUUCUCUGAGGCUUCUCAGCUUCCCUGGAAAGAAAUCCUGGUGAAAAGAUUUUUCCAGAAAAUAUGACAGCGACAGUGGAGUAGCCCAUCCAAGUAUCUGAAUUGUUUCCUAGAUGCAACAUCUGUAUUGUGAAUUAAAGAUGCUGAUUUCAAAUGGUUUAUGAUUUCAAGAUGUUAUGUAAUUCCUCCUGUUGGGAAUGAAAAUAUGCCAGCACAGAAAGGAUUUUCUAAUCUUCUGUUACCUGGCAUCAGCUUUGCCUCAGCAUUUCCCCCUUUCUGGGAUGGGUUAGCCUUAGUGAGUAACCAAAUUCCUACUCACACCUUCCACCCCACAGUGGGAAAAGAGGAAAAACAGAAACAAAAACUAUCAUAGAUUGAGAUAAAGACAGAGAGAUUUCCAAAUUCUACCAGGAGUGAAACAUACUGGAUUUGGGGUAAACCAAUGUAAUUUAUUGCCAACUAAGAUAGCUUAGAUUGUGGGAAUCUAAAUAGUAAACACCUGAAUAAACAAAUUCAUUCGUUCAUUCCAGAGUACUCCAGCACUGUCCCCAGCACACGGGGGAAGUGGGGAGGGUUAUGGGCAGUCCAUGGGGUUUCCCCUCUGCUGCUUCUUUCCUCUCACACUUGUCCUCUGCCCCAGUGUAGGUUCUCCACAGGCUACAGAGAACACACUGAGCUACCAUGCCACAAAGCAAGUACAGAAAUACCAUUCUUAUUAAUAUUUUCAUUUUUAGAACGUCAGCUUCCACAAAGCUGUGUUUACAAUCAGUACCAUACACACUGAACCCAUCAACAGGAUUCCUUUUCCUCCCUCUGAUUCAGUAGAGAAUAAUCCUUGAUCCCAAAUACAAUAAUCUUUGAUCCCAAGCACAAUUCAUGGAACAUUUUGUUUCAGUCUUAGCUGCAAAGGCAUUUCCAGGUUUGGGGCUGGCUUUGGCUGUGUAUAGUGAAUACAGGAAUCUCCACCAGUAAUUUUUACAGCUGUGUGGAUAGUCAGGGGAACUUGGAAUGGUCCUUUCAUUUCUGCUUGAGUGGUUCUUUGCUCCAAGUCUGGGCAUAUCCCCAGUCUCCUGGACAGUGAGAGUGUGGUUGAACACCCAAGGUCACUGAUGAUGCUAAAACAAUAAACCUAUGCAAGGAUGAGAGUAUUCUUUCCCAAAGUUCCCCAAACCCCCUCAAACUGUGAUUCCUUCCUGUGUGUUUUCCCCUGGGUAUAAUUACAGCCUGACAUCAUCUCCCAUAGAGGAUUUCAUGUGGAAUUACCUUCUCCUUGGAGCACGGCUGAAUUCUAAUUCUCAGCAAUGCCAGGGGAAGAGCCUGUGGCCACUGGAGUGAUGCUUCCUGUCCAGUCUGGCCAGUGGUCUUGUUGAGCCUCAUGGUGUUGGUCCUCUGGACACUGACUGUUCCCACUGACUGUGACAGGUGUGAGUGUCUGCAGAGAGGCUCUUCGUGUGUGCAAAAAUAUUUAAUGUAACAAUUGACACCAGAUCCCUGGAAGAUCACUUUUUCAUAAACAAAUGACAGACAGGAGACUACCAAUCCCUAAAAAGAAAAACAAACAAACAAGCCACCCUACAAAAAUAAUAAUGAGAGAGGAGAUAAGAGGGAGAAGAAAAGAAGAUAAAUGUGUAGUUAUAGUCAUUAACAUUGCAUUAAAAUUUAAAAAAAUAAAAACAUUUCUUCUCAUUAUUUCCUUCAGUACCUGUUGUAUUUUCUAGUUUAUUCUGGCUUUAACCCCAUUUGCCUGAAUGGUGUUUAGUCACCAGCACUCACUCCCCUGGCAGAGUGGGAACAGAAUUGGAAAAAGGUGAAGCAGUGAGAUAAGAAUAGUUUAAUCACUGAAAUAAAGUAAAAUAUAAUACUAACAAUGAUAGUAAUGGAACAGAGAGGGAGGAAUAAAGUCCAAAGGAAUCAAGGUGUGCACAGCACAAUUCCUGUCCUGACCAGGGGCCAGCCCAUCCCUGAGCAGUGACCAGUGCCUCCCAGCCAGCCCUGCCCAGUUCAUGUACUGGGAAUGUGUUCUGGGGUGUGGAAGAUCCCUUUGGCUGUUACGUUCGUAUUUUCUGAAAAAUCCCUUUGCCCAGGAUUUUUCUCCUGGGAAGCUGAGAAGACUCAGAGAAAAAGAAAAACAAUACUAUCUCAUUUGCUUCUCCUGAGUUUUGCUCCUUUGGAAUGUGUUUGGAGAUUGUUUACCCACAGGUGAUUGUUUCAUUGGAUCUGCUGUGAGUUGUUUUGUCUCAUUGCCAACUGGGGCCAAGCUGUGUCAGGACUCUGGAAAGAGCCACAAGUUUUCAUUAUUAUCUUUUUAGCAUUCUGUAAGUAUCCUUUCUGUAUUUUUAGUAUAGUUUAGCAUAGCAUUAUUUAAUAUUUUAUCAUAUCAUAUUAUGUCAUCUCAUAUAAUAAUAAAUUAGCCUUCUGAGAAUAUAGAGUCAGAUUCAUCAUUCCUUCCUUUGUCUGGACACCGUGCAAAUACAAUAUUUGGCCAAUUCAGGUCAGUUGUCCUGCUCCCCCCUGGCUUCUCAUUCGCCUGCUCACAGGCAGAGCCUGGCAAACUGAACACUUGAUUUGAGUGAACACUAACCCGUCCAUGUGUUAUCAAUAUUAUUCCUGUACUCAAUCCAAACCACAGCAUUGCUGCAGCUACUAAGAGGAAAAUAAUCUCUGUGCUAGCUGAAACCAGGGCAAAAUAGCAUUUGAUGAUGAAAUGGGCACCCACUCAAGAAUUCCCCUCUCUUCCUUUCUUCUUUAGAUUGAAGAUUUCUAAAUCAUAGCUUGUGUCUGUUGGCCAGAGUAUCAACAUUCUCUGACCCUGCAGGCGUCAAAAAUAUUGCCAAGGGAGGAAAGUCAUACCAUUCCUUAUUUUCCUCAAUUUUUUUUCUGGAUAUUUCAGGUUUUUAUAAAGUUUGGUAUCCAGAAAUAUUAAUCAAUCUUUACAAUUCUUAGAAAAUAUGUCUUAACAGUUUUCCACUGGUUGUAUUGGUCUGGUGUGGUUGCAAGCCAUGGUUGUCAAAACAUCCUGCUGCAAUUCUGUGGGAUGCUUUCCAAAUCCAAGGAAAUUAUUUUGUUACAAAAUUUGCAGAAGGAAAAAUGAAACAUACCCAAUGAUCUCUCUCACAGAUUAUUGUCUGGAGAAUGUGCAAGAACUGCUUAAAAAGAAAAUAAA